This is a messenger RNA of Dama dama (fallow deer), 3816 nucleotides long. RefSeq names its product GDNF family receptor alpha 3 (gene GFRA3). The transcript is spliced from 7 exons. The record is from RefSeq and is a predicted model, not a curated record. Gene Ontology annotation, biological process: nervous system development. Gene Ontology annotation, molecular function: signaling receptor activity. Gene Ontology annotation, cellular component: signaling receptor complex; external side of plasma membrane. Bases 130 to 1392 code for a protein of 420 amino acids. Lineage: Eukaryota; Metazoa; Chordata; Mammalia; Artiodactyla; Cervidae.
GGAGAAGCGGUGGGAGGUGCCGGUGGAGGAGCCCGGCUCACAGAGCUCCUGUGCUAGGAGCGAGGGUAACGCCGAGUCGGGUGCAGGCAAAGCACGCGACGUCGACAGCCAGCGCGCGCGCACCCCACCAUGGCGCGCCCGCGGAACCCGCGACCUUUGCCGCCUGUGCUCCUGCUCCUGCUGCCGCUGCUGCUGCUCCGAGCUGGGCACCACCUCCCCACAGAAGGCCGACUCACAAACAGCUGUAUCCAGGCCAGGAGGAAGUGCCAGGCCAAUCCCACUUGCAAUGCUACCUACCACUACCUGAAUUCCUGUGCCUCGAGUAUAAGCACCUCAUCACCUGCAGAGGAGCCUUUGGUCCCUGAGGACUGCAUGGAGGCAGCACAGCAACUCAGGAAUAGCUCUCUGAUGAGCUGUACAUGCCAUCGGCGCAUGAAGAACCAAGCUACCUGCCUGGACAUCUACUGGACCAUUCAUCCUGCCCGCAGCCUUGGUGACUAUGAGCUGGAUGUCUCUCCCUAUGAAGACACAGUGACUAGAAAACCCUGGAAAAUGAAUCUCAGCAAACUGAACAUGCUCAUACCAGACUCGGACCUCUGCCUCAAGUUCGCCAUGCUGUGCACUCUUAAUGACAAGUGUGACCGGCUGCGCAAGGCGUACGGGGAGGCGUGCUCCGGGUCCCGCUGCCAGCGCCACACUUGCCAAAGGCAGCUGCGCGCCUUCUUUGAGAAGGCCUCAGAGCCUCACUCUCAGGGCCUGCUGCUGUGCCCGUGCGCGCCCACCGACCAGGGCUGCGGGCAGCGGCGGCGCAACACCAUCGCCCCCAGCUGCGCGCUGCCUUCGGAGGCCCCCAACUGCCUGGAGCUUCGGCACGUCUGCGUGUCCGACCCGCUGUGCAGAUCGCGUCUGGCAGAUUUUCAGACGCACUGCCAUCCAAUGGACAUCCUAGGGACCUGUGCAACAGAGCAGUCCAGAUGUCUGCGAGCAUACAUGGGGCUGAUUGGGACUGCUCUGACUCCCAAUUUUGUCAGCAAUAUCAAUGCCAGUGUUGCCUUAAGCUGCACCUGCCGAGGCAGUGGCAAUAUGCAAGAGGAGUGUGAGCGGCUGGAAGAGUCCUUCUCCCACAACCCCUGCCUCAAACAAAAACCUUGCUCUGAGGCCACAGCCUUGGGUGCCCACUCUUUUCUCCUGUACUCUUACCUUGAUUCUGCUCUCGAGCCUCUGGUAGCUGGACUUCCUCAGGGGCCUUCUUCCCCUCUGCCACACCAGCUGACCUGCUGCCUGCAAUGGGUGAGGAAGGGACAGCAUCGGGAAGGAGGUUCAGUCUACCACGUGGCAACCCUGACCUGUGUCCAGUCAACUCCAGAUGAGGUCAUGGUAGAAGCUGACUAGCCUCGUUCUCAUGCCCUUCACUUCCUUUUUUUGUUUUGUUGUUGUUGUUGUUUGGCUGUACCACACGGCUUGUGGGAUUUUAGUUCCCCGACCAGGGAUUGAACCUAGACCCUCCCAGUGAGUACUCAGAGUCCUAACCACUGGACUGCCAGGGUCACUCCCUUCACUUCUUGUUGGGCUGCCCCUUCUUAGGACUUCAGCGUAUCACAUGGUGGUAUCCAGCUCUCCCAGGCUCUCUCCUUAUUUCUUUCUCCUGCCCACCCAGGAUCACUCAGGCUCUUAACAAAUCAGUCACACUCUGCUGCAUUCUCCAGGUAGGCAGAGUUGGGUGUUCUGAAGUGACCUGGAAAGACAUUCCUCAUGGUGAGGAAAGCUGGAGGAAGACUCCUGUCUAUCCCUAGUUUUCUCCUCUGAGUGGGGGAUGGGAACCUACUGCCAGCCCUGCCCCAGGAUCCUACACAACACUUGAGCUUCAGGAGCUGGAGCAUUUGGGCCUUGCUUUCUUCCUGCUACUGUCCUAGAGUCCCCUUAGCCUCUUGGAUUAUGAUUAAACAUUUUGACUUAAAACUUCUCUGUUUUCCCAUUGUCUCACAUUGUGAAUUUAUAUAGAAUGAGCGGCGUUUACAGACACAAGAGCACAGGCCAGGUUAUCUAAGAGACACAGUGACCCUGCCACCAGGUUCUGUGUGACCCCAGGCAAGUUUCUCAGCCUCCUUGUGCACUUGGCAUGGAGUUGGAAGAAAAGUAACUUACGUGAGGCUGUACGAGGUACUAGUCCCAGCUGCUGCCUAGGAUCUGUUACUCCCUGUACAUCUGUGCACAUGAGAACCUGUAGAUAUGUAUAAUAUUUUGUAAGUAAGAUCAGGUACUGCCUGUCAAAGUGUUAAGUCACAGACCCCUUUCAACAUCCAUGAGAAGAGCUUGAAAUACAUCAUCCUUUUCAUCAGCUGCAUGACAUGGACUUGUAUGAAUGCAUAUUCCUACAUACAUAGUUUAUUUAACCAGUUCUGUAUUGAUGGAUAUUUGUUUGUCUUCACAUUUUUCUCUGAGCCAAGUUUUAAGGCAGCGAGGAGGUGACUGGCCGUAGGAUGUGCAGAAGAGCUGCCAGAACAAUGGGUGGCAUAGGGAAGCCACUCUCUAAACAUUCUUGUAUCCACAUACUCCUGCCCCAGGAAAUGCCUAGCCAACCUGCCAUUCUGUACACUUCAGUGGGGUACCUGGUGGACUGUCCUCUUUCCCCUCCCAGGAAGAUCUCUGAACCGUCAGGGCCUCUCCAUUUGCUUUGGCUCUCUUAUCAUGGGGCUGGGGAGUUGAAUGGUACAGUCAUUCCUUGCUAAGUGCUUGAAUUAGACUAAUAGGUCAUCUGUACUUUUCUCUGAAGAAGGUCCAAAUUCCUGGUAAACAACCAGACCACUCUCCCUGCCUAGGGCCCAGAGCCAAGACCCGGGGUGGGGGUGCACAGUGGCUGGACUGAAGCUUUUAAUGGUAUCCUGGCUGGCCAGGGUGGUUAAUGCCAUUAGACUAGUUUCUGGGUAAUGAGGUGGGAAGGUCUCCUGGCAGCAGUGGUAAGCAGAGAAUGCUGAAUUACAGGUCUCUACAUGACUAGGGUGGAGCAGAUUGUCUUUUAAACAGCUAUCUUGAAAUUCACCCAUUCAAUCUUGUAUUCAUUCAGCAAACCUUAGCAAGUGCUUGCUCUGUUCCAGGCUGUAUUUUUCAAGAUCUGUCCCUGCCUAUUCAUGUGCUACCAUUUUGGUGAAGGGGCAGCCCAGCCCAGGACUUUGGCAACCGGACCUUGGCUUUAGGCACUUGGGACUUUUCAGUUAUCCUGGCUGAUUGUAAUACUCAGCUGUUUGACCUUGUGAAAUACUCUUUAUCCUUCUGAACCACCAUUUCCUCAUCUCCAGUAGGGAUGCCAAUACGAGUACUUAAAGAUUGCACUUUUGCUUUUGUUUUAAAUAAAUACAUUAGCAAUUUAAUUUCAGUUAAAAAAAGCAAAUUAGCAACAUCAACUAAUAUUUACAUCAAUUUAAAUGGUUUUGGUUGGCAAUGUUUUUGGCUUCUUAUUUCUGUAAAAGCUUAUAAGCAUGAAGAGUUUAUGUUCAUUUUGAUCUCCAUGUAUAUUUGUUAGAUAAUAGUAAAAAUAUUUAGAACUAUCAAGAUUGUUUGAAGACUAGAAAUAAUUAUAACAUUUAACAUAGUGCCUGAUACAGGAUGAAGAGUCAAUAAAUGGCAGCUGUUACUGAAAUUAUUAUUUCUGGGAGGGGAUCUGUGGGUAUUAUGUAUUCCACUCCCAGCCCUGGAACCAUGGUGAGUGAUGAUGCUGGCUCUGACUCCAACUGGGGGCUGAAUUCUGGGUGGGGCUGCUUCUGGGCGAUUUGCUGUUCAACUCCAGGAUGAAAACCAGAGCUCUUGGUUUGUAGCUCA